CCUGUCUUCGACUUCCCUCGGGAAUCCCUUCCUAAGUUUGUCCGGUUCGGUCUGUUUUCUUUUUCAUUUGUCUUCAUCGCGUUCUUGUGUACGUGUAGGAGUGUUCUCUGUAGCCUCUGAGUGCCCGUUGGUAACAAUUCUCCCACUUGAGACGCUUUCUCUUGCUCGCCAUCCCCUCUAACCCGGCGAAUCUCUGAUCCUAGAGAAUGUCUAACGCGCUUUGACUGGCCCUGUUCCCUGGUUAUGGCAAGCCUUUCUACCUGUCGCACCCACCACCAAAUCUCUUGACUGAUGAGCCUCUCCCCCCAAGAACCGUAACACAGGAGCUGUCCUCUGAGACUCUGGAUGACUUUAUUCUUCACAUGGCUUUAGCCUCCCAAUAGCUCCAAGGUGAGACUGAGAGCAAGCACCCAGCCCAUCCCUCUCUCCAUUGUCUGAGCAGGUCACAGAGGGAAGCCGGCGGGACGCUGACAGAGUCUGACAGCCCUUCUGUGGGUGGAGUACGCGUGCCCCGAGUCACAGGGUGCUUUGGGUCUGCCACAGGGGGCGAGGAGAUGGAGACGGCAGACAGGGACCCUCCAUUCCCCAUAUCCAGGAAAAUGUGAUGAGCUACAGGUUUCAGCUUCUAGAUCACCACUUAACAUUCUAGCUACAAGUGGAGAAUCCAAGGGCAGCAAGGUCCAUCAGAAAGAUGUCUGAAGAAAUGGCAGACCAAAGAGAAGAAGGAGAAGCUGGGGAAAAAGAGGCAUGCAGAGACCAGAUCAAAGAAUCCGACAAAGAAGAGGAACCACCAGCUGCUUCGUCCCAUGGCCAGGAGUGGCGUCCAGGUGGCAAAGCACCUAGGAACCCAAAGCCUGAACCCGGGGUCAGACCCCCUGCACUCCCCGUCAUGGUCAAUGACCCACCAGUACCUGCCUUACUGUGGGCCCAGGAGAUGGGCCACGUCAUGGCAGGCCGUGCCCGCAAGCUGCUACUGCAGUUUGGAGUGUUCUUCUGUACCAUCCUCCUCCUGCUCUGGGUGUCUGUCUUCCUCUAUGGCUCCUUCUACUAUUCCUACAUGCCGACAGUCAGCCACCUCAGCCCUGUGCAUUUCCACUACAGGACGGACUGCGAAUCCUCCACCUCCUUACUCUGCUCGUUCCCUGUUGCCAAUGUCACACUGGCUAAGGGUGGACGUGAUCGGGUACUGAUGUAUGGACAGCCGUACCGCGUUACCUUAGAGCUUGAGCUGCCAGAGUCUCCUGUGAAUCAAGAUUUGGGCAUGUUCUUGGUCACCAUCUCAUGCUACACCAGAGGCGGCCGGAUCAUCUCCACCUCGUCACGCUCCGUGAUGCUACAUUACCGCUCAAGCCUGCUCCAGAUGCUCGACACACUGGUCUUCUCUAGCCUCCUGCUGUUUGGCUUUGCGGAGCAGAAGCAGCUCUUGGAGGUGGAGCUAUACCCAGAAUACAGAGAAAACUCGUAUGUGCCGACCACUGGAGCCAUCAUCGAGAUCCACAGCAAGCGCAUCCAGAUGUACGGAGCCUACCUCCGCAUCCACGCCCACUUCACUGGGCUCAGGUACCUACUGUACAACUUCCCGAUGACCUGCGCCUUCGUAGGUGUCGCCAGCAACUUCACCUUCCUCAGCGUCAUUGUGCUCUUCAGCUACAUGCAGUGGGUGUGGGGGGGCGUCUGGCCCCGGCAGCGCCUCUCUUUGCAGGUAAACAUCCGAAACCGAAAACGCUCCCGCAAGGAAGUCCAGCGAAAGAUCUCUGCCCAUCAGCCAGGAGGCACAGGGCCCCAAGGCCAGGAGGAGUCCCCCCAGCUGUCACCUGUUACAGAGGACGGUGAGAGCCACGUGGAUCCCUCUGGGACAGAAGGCCAGCUGUCUGAAGAGGAGAAAACAGACCAACAGCCCCUGAGUGGCGAGGAGGAACUGGAGCCCGAGGCCAGUGAUGGUUCAGGCUCCUGGGAAGAUGCAGCUCUGCUGACGGAGGCCAACCUGGCUGCCUCUGGCUCUGCCCCUGCCCCCGAGACCGUGGGCAGCUCGGAGCCCUCUGUGGGCUCCAUCCGACAGCGCCCCAUCUGCUCUAGCUCCUGAGCGAGUAGGGCCGAGUCCCCACAUGCUGGCCCUUUUCCACCUGCUCCCUUUCUCUCUCCGGGGCUCCCCCAAUAAUAAACUAUUUUCGUGCCA
Cervus elaphus (red deer) is the source of this 2176-nucleotide messenger RNA. RefSeq names its product BSCL2 lipid droplet biogenesis associated, seipin (gene BSCL2). The record is from RefSeq and is a predicted model, not a curated record. Gene Ontology annotation, biological process: lipid droplet organization; lipid storage. The coding region runs from base 692 to 2083 and encodes 463 amino acids. The transcript has 12 exons. NCBI's taxonomy places the organism in Eukaryota, Metazoa, Chordata, Mammalia, Artiodactyla, Cervidae. Gene Ontology annotation, cellular component: endoplasmic reticulum membrane.